Molecule: messenger RNA, 729 nt
Organism: Brugia pahangi
Lineage: Eukaryota; Metazoa; Nematoda; Chromadorea; Rhabditida; Onchocercidae
Source: the annotation of a GenBank genome assembly
AUGCCAGCUACUGAAGAAGUUGGUGCUACUGCAAGCGCUACUAACGGUGAUAAUUUGGCUGUUGUAGUAUCAUCUAAUACUGGUGCAACAGUGACUGCACCAGUCGGGAAGAAGCGGAAUAAUAUGAUGAAAAGAAUGAAUGCUAAUGUUCCAGCAACUAAAAGUUUAAAAUCGCAAGCAAAAUCGCAACAUAAUCAUCCACCGUAUGGUAAUAUGAUCAAGGCUGCCUUAUCGGCUACACAGGACAAGAAGGGACUGAGUCGUGCAGCAAUUCUGAAGUAUAUCAUGCAAAAUUUUGCAGUCGGCGAAAAUCCUACUAUGGUUAAUGCGCACCUUAGAAUGGGACUAAAACGUGGCGUCACAUCAGGUGUUCUGAAGCAGAUGAAAGGUACCGGCGCUUCUGGAUCAUUCCGUUUAGCUGAUGCAAAAUCGGAAGCGCCUAAAAAAGUCAAGAAGCCAGCAAUUACAAAAUCUACUACAUCUGGCGAUAUGAAAAUGCUGUCACCGAAAAAAUCGAUGAAAGCAAAAUCUGGCACAAAAAAGGUAACUGCACCAAAGGUUUCGAAACCAAAAGCUGAGCCCAAAAAGAAAGCAAGCACUGUUUCUGCCGGAGCAACCCGAAAAAAUAAGAAGAGUGUUGGCAGACCGAAAAAGGAAGGUUCAGCAGCUAAAUCGAAGCCAGGAAAGAAGUCGGCAAUGGCACAUGCAAAGAAAAAGGUUGCGGCUUAA